Messenger RNA from Neoarius graeffei (lesser salmon catfish), 3373 nucleotides. RefSeq names its product 3-hydroxy-3-methylglutaryl-CoA reductase b (gene hmgcrb). The transcript is spliced from 20 exons. Gene Ontology annotation, molecular function: NADP binding; hydroxymethylglutaryl-CoA reductase (NADPH) activity; protein binding. Gene Ontology annotation, cellular component: endoplasmic reticulum membrane; peroxisomal membrane. The record is from RefSeq and is a predicted model, not a curated record. The coding region runs from base 112 to 2691 and encodes 859 amino acids. NCBI's taxonomy places the organism in Eukaryota, Metazoa, Chordata, Actinopteri, Siluriformes, Ariidae. Gene Ontology annotation, biological process: isoprenoid biosynthetic process; sterol biosynthetic process; coenzyme A metabolic process.
ACUCACAACCGCCAUUAUUGAGGCUGGGUUACAUCAGUAGUCCUGAAACUCCCUGAAUGCUGUUUGUACAACGGCAUAACAAAUGAAGAUAACUCGUUGAGCCCCAUCGUGAUGAUGCUGACUCGCCUUUUCAGGCUGCACGGCCUGUUUGUGGCCUCUCACCCUUUGGAGGUGAUUGUAGGAACGAUUGCUUUGACCAUCUGUCUCAUGUCCAUGAACGCCAUCGCUGGUGGCGACCAAAUCUGUGACUGGAAGCAUCAGUGCCCUAAAGCGCAAGAGAAAAUCCUGAGCAGCGACAUCAUCAUCUUAACGCUCACCAGGUGCACAGCCAUCAUCUACAUCUACGUGCAGUUCAAAAACCUGAGACAGCUCGGCUCCAAGUACAUGCUCGGCAUUGCUGGACUCUUCACCGUGUUCUCCAGCCUCAUCUUCAGCAUCGUGGUCAUUCAUUUCCUCAGCAAAGAGCUCACAGGCCUCAAUGAAGCGCUGCCUUUCUUCCUGCUGCUGAUCGACCUGUCUAAAGCCUGCACGCUGGCCAAGUUCGCGCUCAGCUCAAACUCUCAGGAGGAGGUGAGGGAGAACAUCGCUCAGGGCAUGGCCAUCCUGGGGCCCACCUUCACCCUGGAUGCCGUGGUGGAAUGCCUCGUAAUCGGAGUAGGAACCAUGUCUGGUGUGCGGCAGCUGGAGUUGGUGUGCUGUUUCGGCUGCAUAUCCGUCCUGGCUAACUACUUCGUCUUCAUGACCUUCUUCCCUGCCUGCGUCUCUCUGGUGCUGGAGCUUUCGAGAGAGAGCAGAGAGGGCCGGCCCAUCUGGCAGCUGAGUCAGUUUGCUUGUGUUCUGAAGGAAGAAGAGGACAACAAGCCCAACCCUGUCACACAGCGCGUCAAAAUGAUCAUGUCUCUGGUGCUGGCACUGGUUCAUGCUCACACACGCCUGCUGGCCAAUUCUCCUUCCAACAACUCGUCUGGCUCGGCUGUGGAUCUUCGCGGCCCCAACAUGGACGCGCACGCACCCAUGACCAGUUUGGACAUGGAGCAGGUCAUCACUCUGUCUCUGGCUCUCUUGCUGGCUGUGAAGUACGUCUUCUUCGAGCAGGCAGAGACCGAGUCCUCCCUGUCAAUCAAAACCCCACAGAACUUCCUGUCCAAUCGGAGAGGAAGAGAGGAGUGCUAUAGGAGGGACGUAGCUUUACCCAGAAUCCCACACACGGCGAAUGCUAACACGAGUCCAGCUCUGCUUUCUGCUGUGGAUAUGAGCGAUAAAGACACUCAGGUUGUGUCGUGUCCUCCUGCUCUGAGGUGUACAGCAGAGGAAGAAGAGUCCGAGAAGAGAGAGAAACUUAAAACUCCAGUCCAUCCUCGUCCUCUAAACGAGUGCCUGAGUGUCCUCCGAGACCCGCAGCAAGGGCCGCGUUGCUUAACUGACACUGAGGUGAUCGCACUGGUGGAGAACAAAAGCAUCCUGGGAUACCGCCUGGAGGCGGAGCUGGAGACUCCAGAGAGAGGCGUGGCUAUACGGAGGGAGAUGUUGGGGUGUAAGUUGCCCUGCCCCUCAGCCCUGGAGAACCUCCCCUACACAGGUUACGACUACUCUAAGGUAAUGGGCACAAACUGCGAGAAUGUGAUUGGCUAUGUGCCUGUGCCAGUGGGUGUGGCCGGACCGCUGCUAUUGGAUGGAAAAGAAUUUUAUGUUCCCAUGGCGACGACAGAGGGGUGUUUGGUCGCCAGCACCAACCGCGGCUGCAGGGCCAUCACUCUCUCCGGUGGAGCGAGUGCCCGUGUCCUGGCUGAUGGUAUGACUCGGGGUCCAGUCGUACAGCUGCCUUCAGCGUGUAAAGCUGCAGAAGUAAAAUCCUGGCUGGAGAGUUCUGACGGCUUCAGUGCGCUGAAACACACCUUCGACAGAACCAGCAGGUUUGCUCGGCUUGACCGACUGCAGGUCUGUCUGGCUGGCAGGAACCUCUACAUCCGCUUCCAGUCUCAAACCGGUGACGCCAUGGGCAUGAACAUGCUGUCUAAGGGUACAGAAGAGGCACUACGCAGGCUGCAAGAACAGUUUCCUGAUCUGCGUGUGUUAGCAGUCAGUGGAAAUUACUGCACUGACAAAAAACCUUCAUCAGUCAACUGGAUCCACGGCCGAGGAAAAUCCACCGUGUGCGAGGCCACGAUCCCGGCUAAAGUGGUCCGAGAGGUGCUCAAGACCAGCACUGCAGCUCUGGUGGAGCUGAAUAUCAGUAAGAACCUGGUGGGGUCAGCGAUGGCCGGCAGUAUAGGCGGCUUCAACGCGCAGGCCGCCAACAUCGUAGCAGCAGUUUAUAUCGCGUGUGGACAGGACCCAGGUCAGACAGUCGGCAGCAGUAACUGUAUCACUCUGAUGGAGGCUGUCGGGCCGGACGGAGAGGAUCUGUGUAUUUCCUGCACGAUGCCGUCUAUAGAGCUGGGCACCAUUGGAGGGGGCACAAACUUACCACCACAGCAAGCCUGUUUGCAGAUGCUGGGUGUACAGGGUGUGAGUGCAGAGCAGCCCGGGGAGAACUCGCGCACGCUAGCACAGGUAGUGUGUGCGGCGGUGAUGGCGGGAGAGCUCUCGCUCAUGGGCGCACUCGCUGCUGGACACCUCGUCAAGAGUCACAUGACUCUCAACAGAUCAAAAGUUAACCUUCAAGAAACGUCGAUGAAGCUUCCGUCCUGAUGGUGCAUUCUAGGAAACAGGAGUCUACAAUAUAACGACUGCCAAAAUUGACACUCAGGACACUUUCUCUCAAAUCUACGUUUGGGUUUCUGGAGCAGCUUUGCACAAGUGUUUGGACAGUGAUGAAUGUGUGUGUGCUAACAGUGAAUUAUUGAGACAUGAUGAAGCAGUGCGAUGGUACUAAAGCAGAGAUCAUGUGUGAGAAAGCGGCGGUUAACUACGCAACGUUUUAUCACUACUACAAGCCCGGUCUUCGUUUCACUAAAUUCCGGAUGUGUCUGUCUGCUUUAUUUUGAAGGUUGAAUAAGUAAGUUCAGUGUGUGAAAGUGUUUAAGUCACUGGAUUAUAAACAAAAUGGCUGAAGUAACAUGCUGAAACUGAAUAUACUAAGCUAGUUUGAUUAAGAAUUUAAAGAAACGUAUUGUAACCUUUUAUCUGUUUACAGUUACGUGUAUUGUUGCGGGACGGCCACGAAACUUAGAGCUCUAACAGUUGUUCUGUCACUUUUUGGCCUCCAACAGGGGAGUGUGCAGACAGGCACUGUUCUGCACAAUAAAAUCACAAAGCCAUAUGCUCAGCUUCUUAAACCUUAAUUAUAUUAGUUGUUUAUUUAACUUCACCAUAGCUGUAUUUUUGUUUUAUAAAAUGCCAAAUAAAAAAAAAGUGCUGUUAUUCAUAGCAA